Paramuricea clavata is the source of this 13021-nucleotide messenger RNA. The record is from the annotation of a GenBank genome assembly. Lineage: Eukaryota; Metazoa; Cnidaria; Anthozoa; Malacalcyonacea; Plexauridae.
AUGAGGAUAGACGUGGUUGUAUUAAGUUUCUUGGUCGUGAAUCUUGUUCGCGGGGAUAUGUACCUACAUAGCCCCAGAGGUUCGAAUAACCGCUUAAAUGAAGAAACCGCGGCAAGAGCAAAUGCUAAAAGACUUUUUAAUUCCCAGGUAAGCAUUGGAGAGUUUUCAUCCCGGUUUUCAUGGGCAGUUUGAGAUCGGGCUGAGUUUACUCAGAGCUAUAUUUAUAGCCAACCCAGGCUGAAAUGUCAGCCCGGGCUGAAAUUAUCUGAGUGUCACGAAAUAGGACAAUAAGCCUGUUACGCUUCUUGUAACUAAUUGCUUCUUUUACCUGAUGUAAAGCACCAUUUGAUCACAUAUCCACAUGUAAAAUUGCGCUAUAGAAAUGUUAACCGCGUAAUCCUUAUGAAAAAUGUUAUUAUCAUAUAACCAUUUACUGCAGCAAUAUAAAUAUAUCCAGCUAGUCCUCUGUUGCUAUAUUAUGACAAUUUAUUCAGCUAGAAUCCAUGUCGCAAUUAACUGCAUGCAUGCUUAAAGAUUUGGAUUUCAAAUGGUUUGGUUUUAAAACUUAAUUAUAAGGUGAAAUAAAUUGUUUCAGAACAGAUAUUUCCGACAGAAAAGUGAGAUAUUUCAUAUGUGAAUGUUUUGUAGUAGGCUAUAUUAGGUGCAAUCUUAUUAUUCACUGCAAAUUUAACUGUUUUUCGCUGCGACGCGUUUUUGAAAAAAAAUAUAUUCUCGCGUGAACAUGUUUUAUUCGCUGCUCUUUUAGUAUAGAAACUCGCUUCUAUAUAAUGAUGUAUAUUUACUAAUCUGCAUGUCAAAAAAUUUUGGAAGUUUUUUCUGGUGUAUUCAUCCAUUUUGAAAGCGACAGUGCUAGUUUUCUUUUUUUCUGGUUCGCAUGCAUGAUUAGCUCUUGUAGUUUUUAUGCCUAUCUUUGUUUUCGCUACUUCCCGUAUAUGAGCUGAUAUAUGCGGCAAAUAGUCAACCAAUCAAAUUUCAGAACAACACAUAAACAGCAGACAACUAUAUUAUAAAUAUUAAUAUGUUACAUGCAACCACAUUUGAAAUUUUACUACUUUACAAAUUGUAUAAAUUAAUUGGUUGUUAUAUUCUGACUCAUUAUUUUCUUGCAGAAGUGCACAAUAAUACUUAAGUGCACGACUGGAUUGCUAUUCUCAUAAAAGAGGCGUAAAAGAUUAUGAGCUAUUGAGUUAUACAAUGUAUUGCACGCAAAGCUCUCUUUAUCCCCCAAAACGACCAAAAGCCAUGAUAGUUAUAAUUAAAUAUAGGCCAGCAUAUCUCAAAAAUUUAUCCUCACAAUUCGGAGUCUGUUGCAUGGUUUUAUAAUUAUUGCAGUUACAAAUUAUGUCGAUGAAAAAAUGCGAAUCUGAAAUGAUCGUGCUUUGUGAUUGGUUUCAUAAAACAGUAUAGUAAUCAGUAAUUAAUUAUGACUCGUUCCCUGGAAAAAUAAUUUUAUAAGAUGAGUUAAUUGAAUGUAUUUUAUUGCUGUGUUCAAUAAUGACAAAUUAAGGCCGUCCAAAUAAAAUGGUGGCGACCUUUUACUCAAUAAAGGUUUGCAUAAGUUGAUUUAAAAUUCAAUUGUUUAAUAUAUUUCAGUAAAAUCAUUCUUUUCUAAUACAGGCAAAAAUAUUGUAUAUUAAUGACUGUGCAAUUUUUAACUAUAUACCAUGCAUUUGUAGAACAAUAACAACGGCGGUUAUAAUGUUGGCGACAAGUUGUACUAUGCUUCAAGUACCACCCAGAACAAUCAAUACAAUAUGGUGAGGACUCUUGUUCUUUGUAUUAGUUUGUGCUGUCGUGAAAUAGGAAAAAAUCUUAUUUCCACAUGAACUAACCAUGCACAUAUGCUUACUCCAUCAAUGUUAGGCUUAUUUCCAGAGCGGCAAAGACUACAAGACGUUGGAUGGCCUUACAGGGAAAUCACUUCUGACAAUUGAGUGGACAAACCAACAUGGAUGUGGAGACAAAGACCUCAACUGCAAUUUUGUGAUCCAGUAUAGAUGUCAGGAAGAUGAAAAAUAUCAAAAAUUCAAUCAACAUUCGAUGAGAAAUGGUAAGAAAAUAUAGAAAACUAGGAAAUAUCAAUGAUUAGAGUCAGUGGAUAUUGUUGUAACUCAUUGACUUUGUUUUUCUCUUAAAAGAAACAGAGUAAAGUUCGAAUUUCCACUUUACUAAUAUAUUUAAGGUAUAUAAAUGUUGAAAAAUGAGAGAAAAUUAUAGAUAAUAAUCUGGUGAUCUGGUGAAAUUUUAUCCGAAAAUGCCUCAAGUGCAUGCCCAUUUGAUAAAUACAGUUUACACACCAUUAAAUAUCUAUUACAAAAAUUGUCUAUGAAAGACGUGAAAAGCACUGUUACCCAAUAUGUGUAAUGAUGUGAUAAAAAUAUUAACAAAACUACACCAAUUUACCUCGUGGUAUUUUGGGCAGUCUAAAAAGGAGCUGGAAACAAAUUUAAUUAAGUAGCAUUUUAAGAAGUUAAUAGACCAUGUAGGAGAUCCGUAUAAACUUACAGUAGAAUGGCGAAAUCUAGAUCUGUCAAUCAUAUUUGAUAAAACAAUGGAUAACAGGUGAUAGUGCAGUAUAAGUAUUUACAUAAUUGAUAUAAAGUUGAAAUUGAUAUAAAUUUGAAAAGCUGAACAACACACUGUAGAUAAUAUUAUGUAAGGUUAAAAUAAUUACAUAUUUGUUACCUAACGGUAAAUAUUAAAAUUAGUGGAUUAUUAUAAAUCAUAUAUGGGGCCCAUUUCUGAGAGACAUGGUAAAUUAAAAUCUUCCUAUAAGAACAAUUCAUUCACAAAUAGCUGCGAUAUUCAACUACUAAGCUUGAAACAUGUGCUCCCAUUAAGCUUUGCGCGCUUAGAGUUUAAGGUUUAAGGUUUAGAGUUUAAGUUUUGCAAAGGACAACCUUUUCAAUUGAUUCUUUUAGGUGUUUAUACAACUAUACCAUAUUAUACGUCCAAAACGUAUACCUAUCGUGCUUUGAAAGAUAAAACUUUAAAUACUGAUACUAAAUCCUUCAAUUAUGGACUGCAUGAACCAUGGGAAUGGUAUGAUAAAUGCAAAAAAAGGAAGCGAAAUUAUGGUAAGCAAAGUAAACUAGUGUGCAGUUUGCCUCUGCUUAUUUUUUUAUGUCUUCCACUUGUGUGGAUUGUCAAGGAUUUAUUUUAUAUGCGCUUAGUUUAAGAUAGAACUGUUUAGCCAUUUUUACUAAUGAUAAUCUUAACCUUAUUCAAUAUAUAUACUUCCAGUAAUAUACCAGACGUAUUACUACAAAGAUUAUUAUCUUUCUAGUAAUAUACUACUAUUAUAAUUGCUGUUGCUAGUAUAAUAUGUUGCUUUUCUACUCAUAUAUAGUAACUGCCAUGCAAAUCUGAUUCGUAAUGAAUACAUUUGAUAUCCAGUUAUAGGUAACCCCCUCCCCCUAGAUGAUGCACGUAUAAUUGUUGAAUGGCCCUAAACCUACAUCCCUCUAGGAGGAUAUAGUCUUUUUGGAGGGAGUAAUAUUUCCAUUCCGAUUCUAGCAUCCACGUGAGGAGGAUUAGUUAACAAUAAGCUACAAUAAUUGUUUUCCUUUGUACGAUUUCCUCCCAGAUAUGAAUAUUGCCAGACAAAGAUUUUGUAAUCCAUUAGCAUGUGAAAAUUACCCAUAGCCUAAACGACCAACAAUUGAAUAAAUUAUAUUUUCACGAUUAUUUCGAAUUCUUCCUGCGAGUAAGCCAAUAAUGACAUGUGUAAACUAAUUGUAUAGAUAAAUAAUAUAUAUAGAAAGCGUAGGAUAAACUUUCUUAAAAUCUUUGUUCUAAAGGUUUAUUUUUAGCUGACCAAAAGCAAAACUUGAAUGGAAUAUAUAGUACACACACUCGUCAAAAUCCCAAAGGAGAUCGGUAUGGUUAUGAAUGUCCAGAGGAAAGAGACUACUAUCCAUAUUGGCAUCCCACUGAUUGGGUUGAUAUCGCAGUUCUUACUGACGACCCGUCCUUUUGCAGUUACUACAGAAACGAAAGCUUUAAUGUCAAGUCAAAAGGUUGUAGACCUUUUUCAUAAUGAUAUUAUAAUAUAGUAUUUCAAAAUAGAAAACAUUUUCCGUGUUUCUAUAGAGUUAUAAUUAAAACACGCGUGGAGAUUACUAAAAAAAGGUCAUCAAGUUUAGAUUAGUGUCAGAUAAAAAUUAGAUUAGGGUUAGAUUAAGAUUAUAUUACGGUUAGUGUUAUGGUUAGGGUUUAACAUGUUACGCGAAUUUAUUGUAUUGAUAAAUUCGGACGUGUUUAACAAUUUACUCAUAUAGUAAAUUCAAAGGUCAAGCUCAUGCUGCAUGUACAAAUGACAACCUUUGUAAACCAUUCAAAAAUCUUAAACCUUAAACAUUGAGCGCGCAAGGUAUGAUGAGUAACUUCCUAUUUAGGGUCUUAAACACGGGAAUUUGCUUGCCAACAAUGCUUCUAAGGGCAUAUAUGAUGAAUACUUUAAUAAACGGUAUGAACAUCUAUAUAUAUAGAUGUAGGGCUAUUUGAUUCACUAAACAAAUGUUCAAUUUUAGGCUCCAAAUAAGCAAUACUCAUCAUACCUUCCGCGCUCAAUACUUAGGGUUUUAGAUAGCCUUUUUAUAUUGCUUAAGUAUAGGAAGCACAAGUAAUAUCAACAAUACCAUAUCCAUGAACAGGGAAACACUGAUAGGGAUGGUAGGACAUGAAACGGCAAUAAUUUUUGUGUUUACCUUACCCUUUGUUUCCCCUAAAACCUUUAUAGGAGAGUGUUUGGAAUAUUACAGUGGUAGCAAAGAGUUUAAACACCAAUCAGAACAUAACAACAAACUUGACUGCGAGGAAAAGAAAGGCAUCUGGGUUGAAUUCAACAAUUAUUUAGAGUUAUAUCCACAAGCCCAAACAGAAUCAGAAUGUAAGGAGGCAAGCACGGAUGCUAGACGAUUUAUUUGGGCCAUACCAUAUCGCUCAGACGAUAUAGACAAUCUUAAAAUGGAAAAUAAUAAUGUUAAAUCCCUCCAACGUUGCUUGGUCGCCCUGGAUCCUCCUGAAUGUCUGAAGACUUCGCAUUCUAGAUCAAACCAUUUAGGGAAUGUUGAUGGUGUUGUCCCUCAACGAUACACAUGGGUUCUGCCUCAUUUUCCAUCUAGAAAAGCGCAGAGAUGUGUUUUACGUGCCAGGUAAGUUGACAAAUUGGCAAGCAAAUUUCUAACGAAUUUUAGUGUGUUUUAGGUACUUGAUCUAGUAAUGACCACGUUAUUACGAAAAUUAAAUGCGAAGCCAACAGAAAAAAUAGGCACGCUAGGCGUACAUGUAUCUGCGCAAAAAAAUUGCAUCGUUCCUAUGAAAAAAAAUUUCAUGCACAAUUAUUGAGUAAACAUUUAUAUAUUUUUGAAGUGACUAUACAGCCGGCAGCUGGCUAUUUACUAAACUGCUGCAUGGCUAUACAGCCGGCUAUUUAGUAAAAUGCUAGCUAUAUAGUAGACUCCUUCGCAACCGCUCUUCGUGUUGAGGUUUCUCCCCACAAGAGGCUGCUCGCCCGAGCACAACAUUCCAUUCCCUUUGUCCUACGUUAGCCAAUCAGAUUUAGCGACAUAAAUAUCUUAAUAAGUCCUAGGUCAUAACUGCAACAAUCCGACCCGGACUGCGUUUCACUUUCCGCACGCAGCGCCCUUACCAUAUACGCUAACCGCAAGCUCGGUAAAAGCUAGCGCAAACAAAAGUUUUUAUAUUUAACUAUAGCCACUAUAUAGCCGACAAUUUACUAUAUACCCUGCUGUAUUGUCACUUUGUUUAUAUUUUGUGAUAUGAUAUAUGAUAUAUAUCUCUUGUCUACCACAAUCAACUGUCAGAAAGCCACCAUUUUUAUAAUAAAAACAGACAGAAUAUGAGUUACAAAAUGGGGCAUUUAUUAAUGUACCAUGUAUUCAUGUUUGCUCUAUAUAAAAAUGAAAAAAUACGUACAGUCUGUAAAUACAUUUUAUUAACUUUAACUCAACUUAUGAAGCAAUCCUAUAAUUAUAAGAUGUCCUGUGACUAAUGCGCCAUAUAACAACAUUUUAAGUACUAUUUAAAGCACGCGUAGGAGUGUUUUAUCACAUAUAAAACACGACGCGUAGCGGAGUGUUUUAUAUGUGAUAAAACACGACUACAAGUGCUUUAAAUAGCUUAAAAAACGACUCAUUUUAUACGAGUUCAUUGGCGAAGUAAUUUUUAAAAUAAACUAUGUCUAAACCGAGAAAAUCAAAGCUAAAGUUUAUGUAAAUUAACAUGUUUUUUAUCACAUAUAAAACCACGACACGCUUAUGAUUUUUCUUUGUGUUUUGCUCCCGAAUUAUUAAUGAGUUUUUUAACGUAAUAUAAUAAUUCUAAAAUCUAAAUGAUGUGACUAUAAAUGUCCAUAACAAAAUAAUUAAUAUGAAUAUACGAAUAAACCUUCGAUAUUAUUAAAAAGCAUGCACGGUCAGUCACGAAAAAGCUUUCCAAUGUUACUUUAGGCAAUCUUCUAGGAUGUGACAAAAAGUUUUUUAUCGGACAAUUUAGCAGUCAGUCAAAGUCAAACCUCGAGUCACACAAACAGUUUCUCUUCACCCUGUAGAAAGCCGCCAUCUUUGUUUUACGGCCUGUUCGCAGGCGUGCAAGCCCUAUAAUUGUUAGCCUGAGUGUUUAACGCACGCACACGCACACACACAACUCGAUAGCAUAGUAUCUAGCGCUAUACGCGCAGAUACAAAAACCCAAAUGUAUCUAAAUAGAAAAAAUACUAUUGUCGAUUCGUAAAUUAGUAAUAAUUAACAGUCACUGUACACAAUAAUAAAAGAAAAUUUGCAUUUGAAAUUCUUUUUUGAGUUAAUUAACCGAAUAUUACUUGAAUGGCCACUGAAGUCUAUGCCCCGCCUCAGUCGUAACCAUAUCGAAUCUUUAUGUAUGUUCUUCAUCCUCAACCUGAUUUCAUGCAUAAUAUUAAUACAUCAUUGGAAGCUAAUACAUUUUAUUAUAUACACAAGGUCUGGAUAUGAGGUAUUCUGCAAUCUGAUUGGUUCUCUACUACCAGGAUAUUAGCUCAUAUCCUGCUAGUAGAGAAAAACAAAAUGGCGGCUCAAAUUGAAUUUCCGACGUUUCCGAACAAAAAAUGGCAAGUUGUUCGCUUUUUAUAGCCUUUACAGAAUUAAAAACACAAUGAAAAAACUCCCACAAAUUGUUUACAGGUUAGCAAAUGAAUUUUUAUAUUUAAAAUAGUUAAAAAUAUAUAUUUUUCAAAAAAUAAUCGGCCGAAAGAGCGAAGAUGAAAACUUAAACAAAAUAGAAAAAUAUUGAAAAUAUCCGAAAAGCAAAAUCUGUGAAUUCAGACCUUGUGUAUAUAAUAAAACAGUUAUUCCACUCACUCUCGUCAAAUAUGAGCGAUAGCCAAUUCGGCGCUACGCGCCUCAUCGGCUAUCAGCUCAUAUUCGACUCGAGUUCGUAGAAUAACUGUUAAAUAUAUAGGCCUAGAGUAUGUAUAUACUGCUGUACUUGAUUGUAUAAUUAUAUAAGACUGAAUUGGUAUUCGAAUCUUGAUCUUUCUUAAUCCAAGCAAGAUUAAUAAUAAUGGUUUUUAAUAAUGGUUUUAUUCAAUAGCAUUUUCACAUAAAACAUGGCUCCUGACUACCGCAAACUUUUAAAAUAUUGCAAUCAAGGGUAAAUUCCGUUCGCAGUUCGUAUACAAUUAAGCCACUUCGAUUAUAAAGAUAAGACUAUUCUCUCAAUUGGUAGUUGAGUAAAAGCCUUCUAUUUUCGCUUCAAUGCUUCAUUGUUGUUACCUGCAGUUGGAUACCGAAUUAAUCGCAGAAAAGCUGCAAAGUUUUGUUGUGUCAAUUACGAAUCGUAGCCAGUCAAGCACGCGGUUUAGCAGAAGAUUAUUAGUUUAUCCGUCACGUACAGACUGAAUUUCUAAAGCAUUAAUUGUCAAAUUAUAUGUCGACUCAAUUUGCGCUAUAGUUCACACCCGCUACUGCACUAUUUAAAUAAUAGGUAACGCUUUGGUAACGCUUUCAAUUGUUUUGUUUAAUUUAAAGACAAACAGGGCAAUCUAUAUGUACAGUUAAUUCAAAACUCUAUACUCUAAACCUUAAACUCUAAGCGUGCAAAGCAUAAUGGGGGCAUCAUUUAAUCAGUUUUAAAAUCAUAUACAUGGGGCCCACUUCUUAGAGACAUGCAUGGUAAAUAUCUCCUUACGAGAACAACUGAUUCAUUCACAAAUAGCUGCAAUUCAAUUACCAUAAGCUUGAAAUGUAUGCUUCCAUUAAGAUUUGCGCGCUUAGAAUUUAAGGUUUAAGGUUUGGAGUUUAAGGUUUGCAAAGGACAACCUUUUUUGAAUUGGAUGUAUAUCACGUUUAAAAUUCAAUUGCAUUACUGCGACGAAAUUUUAUAUUUAGUGGAAGCGUUUUAAACAAUAGCGCUCGAAGGUAAAUUUCUUGUUGUACAUUUAUAGGUACAACAUUUCCACGGGAGAUUAUCCACCAUUCGACACCUUUAGCAACCAGAAUGAAGACGUGUAAGUGUUUUACUACAUUUUCAUGGUCAUAUAAUAUUACAUGGGAAGUGUUUUUCACGGUGAUAUAAUAUGUAAUUUGAUUGGCUAAUAUGUGUGCAUUAGACACAAUAAUGAACUGUUUUGGUUUACAACUAUUGCUUCGUCUUCUUGCUGAAACAGAGAGAACAAAAUUAUACAAUUUUAAAUUAAAUUCCAAACUUUAUCAGAAAAGCAAGAUAAGCUGCGGAUGAAAAAUAAAACGCAAAGCCAGCCAACAUGAGACAACUUCAACGGGGCAAAAGGGGCGAAGAUUGUUUCAGAUUCUGAAGAUCCCUUCGAAUGCAAAGUCUGCCCUCCCCCCCUCCCCGUCGACAACAAUUUUGGAAAGUUUACACUGAAAAUGUUUUCAGUAUGUGGGGCACAAUGGGGAAAAUUCGGCAAUUUGUUUCUGCCCCCCAGAAUUUUCCCUCUCGUAUGCCUAUGUUGCCCUCUUGUAUUAUAACGCCAUGAAAUCACGUGACUUCGUGUUCAUUUCUUAAUUAUAGCAAUAUAUUGUACAUGUAUGACUUAGAUUCUUGCACUUCACUUGGUGGAAUUAAUAUUAGGAUGUUAGGGUUUGUAAUCCAAGUGAGAAUAUAUACAUUUUAAGACCUAACCAGGAACGACUGCGAAAAAUGCAGCACAAGGUCCUCUGGUAUGAAUCGCAGGACCGCGUAGGUUCAAUUCCUACCAGAGGACCUUGUGCUGCAUUUUUCGCAGUCGUUCCUGGUUAGGUCUUAAAAUGUAUAUAUUCUCACUUGGAUUACAAACCCUAACAUCCUAAUAUUGUGCAUGUGCAUUCAGACUGAUAUAUCUGAAUAUUUUUUAAAUACUUUUCAUUUAUUGCAGUAACAAUGGCGUCUACUCCCCAGUACGGAAUAAUCCCACUAUAAAAGUAGGCCAUGUGCAGUUUCCCCUGCGACUUGCCAUCAACACAGCACAGUUUGGUCGUGUUUUUCAAGAUCGGUCACACGUGUUCGAGCUUCGUCCAAGACCAAAGAAAGUUUCCAAAGAUGAUGUCAUCUAUAAUUUAAAUGUUCGAGGAAAACGGGGCAAUAUUGUUCAGGUGUAUCCUGCCGUUGAGUAUGACUUUGUUCCCAAACGUUUGAGUAUAAAGGCUGGAAGCUUGGUGCAUAUACAGUGGACAGGUAGUUUAAUCCAAUUUAUGUACUCAGGUGAAAAUUGUCUCGUUUAAGAGCCUCAGGCCCCCUUCCUAUUUGUGCGUGAUAUUUCACGAUCCAAAAGGAUACGCAUGCAGUUGGGAUGGUCAGCUAAUUGGCUUCGGCUGGUCUGUUUUGCAACCUAUUGUUUAGCCUGCGAACAGGCUCUCAAGCUGAAUUGAGAGCCUGCAUCGAUGACUAAUGAAUUUGAAUAUCUGCGUCUCAAAUCGUGACGCGAAAUUCUAAUUGGUCAGAUGCUAUAAUUUAUAUGUUUCCGCUGAGCUCUAUAUAUGUCAACUGCAAGCACUAUGCAUAAAAAACACAUUAACUGAUCAAAUUGGUCUUGGCCGUCUUAUCUCAAAGCACGAAAUGUUCUGUUUUGAGAAAACAGUAUUUAAAACAUUUGAACUUUUGCUUGAAUAUCUUAUAUUUUGAAAAACAGUAUAAACUGUACGGUCUAAAUUUAGUUUGUACGGUCUAAAUUUAGUUUGUACGAAAGUUGUAAACAACACCAUAUAAGGAUAGAUAUUCCAUAUUUGGAAAAACGAACGUUACGGGGCAGAUAUUCAAAUUCAUUAAUCAUCGAUGCAGGCUCUCAAUUCAGCUUGAGAGUCUGUUCGCAGGCUACCUAUUGUUCAAUGAUUUUGAAUUUAAUUAUCAAUUUUUGUAUGCGUUGCAUCAUUGAAAGACAAUAACAUCACGAAACUAUUUGGUUCACAUUAACCCUUUGUAAGACGAGAAUUUGCUUUGGUUGAACAUACAUUUCUAACAUCCAUCCUUAUACAUCGUCGAUCUCAAGACAUGCGUGUACAGCGUUCUAACCAAAUAAAGAUUCUGAUAUACGAAUAUAUUUCCUCAUAACAUCAGUGAUUUAUAGAAAGCAAACGCCGCAAAGCGGUUUGGUUGUACAUUAGAAAGUUGAGUCACAGUCUAUAACCAAGUAGCUCAGCUGAAUGUGUUUGAAAGUCAUAAAUAUUACGGGCGCAUGUGGCUAUAUUUUAGCUUAAUGAAUAAUGUGGUGUAAACAACAAAAACGUACUAAAAUAAACUUAUGAUUCAUUUUGUUGAUUUAUUAACUUUUAUUAUAUUGCGACAUUGAGUAUGUUUAGUCCAGCCAGUAAUAUACGAAAUUUAGAUGCCAUUUUUUGUUUAUGCAUUUCAGAUAAAUUAUGAAACUAUAAACACCUCAAAAUUCAGAGCGUUAAGUUACCAGCUGAAGUCAGGGCCUUUUCUGCUUACCACUCAUGAGCAUUUCGAUCUGCUAAAUUUUGGCAAUCCACUUUAAUUAAUAGUUAAAAACAAUGUAAAAGUUACCUUGUAUUUUCGACCUACGCCAACAAAACCUAAUUGAAAAUAUCCUUUAAUUAACUAUAGCAGUUAUCCCUUUUCCUUAUUUUAAGUUUUAUUUUUCUUCGAUUUGAGUACUUGGAAGACUUUUAGACAUUUUUUUUGUUUGAAACUCGUCUCUGUCGCAGCUUCGUAGGCCAAUAAACAUCUCAUAUUGCACAUUGGCAAUACAUGAAAAUCCUGCUUCGUCAGCAGCCAAAUGAAUUCCGCGAUUCACCAAAACAAAUGCUUGAAUUGCCAUACUAUAUAUAAUUUGUUUACUUCUCCAGGUUCAAAUACAAAUCCUAAAGCAAACAAUGGAGAGGGACAACAAAGUAAGUGUGAUAUACCUUUGCACUAAUCUUAGUUUAUAUAUUAUACCUGCUGUAAUAAUAUACAUAAAAUGUUCCUCGACUGUGAUUGGUUGAUUUCAGCGCAGUUGUAAUCCCAAACAAUAGUGCAACUAUCCGCAACAAACUGAUCUGACUUGUGGAUAAACAUUCUGACCUAAAGUCAACCAAUUAACUUCAAGUAGUUUCAAAGCAAAACAAACAUGGCGAUUGUGCUGCAUAAAGUAAAAGUUGAUUUCGAGUCGGAAAUAUGGCUUUCAUCUUUUUCCUAAAAAGGAAAAGACUUUACUACAAACAUAUAUCGAAACUUACGUUGUUGCAUGACUCAAAUUCUAAACCGCGUUAGCGCUGUAAAAUGUGUUAUAAUAAAAGCCGGACAACUUUGACAGUGGUUGGUUGGCUAUUUGACGCAAGUUCCGUCCUGCUUUGUGUGCAUGUAGCUACGUUUUAGCCAAAUUGCACUGGAAACUAUCCCAAUUACUUACUGUACACUAAUACUACAUUACUAUUUUUGUGGACUGCAAGCUCUUUGGACAAACAAUACAACUGGGGCAUGUUGCACCGAUAGCGCUAUCCAGUAAAUUUUUCGAACUUUCCAAGCUUGUCCAUUUACUAUCAAUAUAAGAUAAAGUCUACUUUUACUAAUUACGAGGUCUAUAUAUAUUAAUUGUAUUUUAAUUAAGUACUAUAUAUACUUAGUCUGGCAACGUUAGAAAUUACCAUUUUGUGCAUGCUAUCAGGUCUUUGCACAACCGUCGGCUUGACAAUUUUUUGCGCUUGCCUAAUAACUGAAUUCAUUAUUUCUUUUUGUUUAGCUUACAGAAAACGAGCAAGAUUUCGGAUGCACCGCUGUUCAUUUAUAUUAUAUUUGAGACUAAAAACGCAUUAUUUGUUAUAGAAACCGAUCGAAACAAUAUGGUUGAGAUGAAAGACCCUUCUGUAAAUUAUCCUUUGCAAUCCGGAGAAACUUCAUACCUCUUCAACAAUGCUGAAAUCAUCUGGUCCCAUGACAUUAAGACAAAAACGAAAGAAGAUCUGAUCCUGAGCAUGGCUUCAUCUGGCUACUACAACAGUGUAACACUUUGCCAGGCCUCGCCAACUACUAAUAACGGAAAGCUUGGUCCUCUCUUGAAUAUCGCUCCCGCUUCAUAUCCUGGAAUUUUGCUGAGGUUUGCCCCUGGGACUUACUACUACAUGUGUACAAGAAAUAACAAUUUCACUAACCGGAAUCAGAAGGGACGGAUUCAUGUUUACAUGACCAAUGCUAAUGGAAAUGGAACGCAGACUAAGAGAUCCGCUUAUCAACGUCUCAUUCAGUCCGUACGUAUGAACGAAAAGUAGAAAGACAUUUGGAAAAUUUUCCAAAUAUUGAGUUGUGUCAGUCUUGUAUGUUAGCUCAGUUGAACAGUACAUUUUUGUGGCAAGCAUAUUUGUUUUUGCCACUAAAACGUUGCUUAUAUAUUGCUUUUUGUGUUUUUGAACAAGAUUUUUCAGAAGAAACAUCUUUGUUUCAGCCACUUGGAAGUACGUAUAAACAUUGUUUAGUGAUAUUUUCUCUUUGUUGAGUCUACUCUUUGAAUUUAAUGUUUUGUAAAAGUUGAAAGACGUUUUCGUGUAAAUGAGAUUCUAUAUAUAGG